This is a messenger RNA of Lolium perenne, 1395 nucleotides long. RefSeq lists its product as uncharacterized. The record is from RefSeq and is a predicted model, not a curated record. NCBI's taxonomy places the organism in Eukaryota, Viridiplantae, Streptophyta, Magnoliopsida, Poales, Poaceae.
GAGGGGCUGGAGGUUGGGGGAGGCGAGGGUUUCGCCCUGCGCUCGCGGGAGCGGCAGGACGAAACGGUUUUCCUCUCUCGGCUUACCCCAAUGCCUGAUGCUCACCUGAAUGUUCGGUUUUGUCUGUUGGCAUCUUCUAGUCGUUUCUCUUGGCAUGAUGGGACAGGAGAAGAGGAAGACCUCCUCUGCGGAGGAGGAGACCGAGAACCUGCUCAAAUCGCUGCACCUGGACGCUGCUGCUGCGUCCGAGAUGCUGUGGGAGUUUAGCCAUCCUCCAUUGACAGAGGAAGUGGAGUCGACAACCGGCGACAGUACCUACGACAUCGGAUCGUGCGAGCACUUAUUCAUCGACAGCGAGGAGCUGGAUGAGAUCGCGCGUGGUCUCAAGGCCGCCCACAAGCCCCCUACCUGUGUCCAUGACCCGUGCAGUGGAGCUGCUGGGAUUAUGGCGUGCACGGAGUGUCCCUCUACUUUCUGCACUGGGGAGAAGGGCGACAGGGAAAAUCCGCAGGGACACGCCGCCUGGCAUGCCUCCAAUGACCAGCAUUGGGUUGCUCUGUGGUGCGAUGAGCCGUCUAAGGGCUACUGCUUCGAGUGUGGACUCACCCUGGUGCUCGGUCAGAACAAGGUGAACGAAGAUGAUUAUGCACUGGUGCCCAGAAAUAAAAAGGAUGAGCGGGGAACGGUAUCCAGCUAUGUCGAGGCGCUGCCGGAGUUGAGCCAUCCGCCAUCGCCAGAGGAUGGGGAGUCCACAACUGGCGACAGUACCUACGACAUCGGAUCGUGCCAGCACUUAUUCAGCGACAGCGAGCAGCUGGAUAAGAUGGCACGUCAUUUCAAGGCCGCCCACAAGCCCCCUACCUGCGAGCAUGACCCGUGCAGUGGAGCUGCUGGGAUGAUGGCGUGCACGGAGUGUCCCUAUACUUUCUGCACUGGGGAGAAGGGCGACAGGGAAAAUCCGCAGGGACAUGCCCGCUGGCAUGCCUCCACGUUCCAGCAUUGGGGUUGCUCUGUGGUGCGAUGAGCCGUCUAAGGGGUACUGCUUCCAGUGUGGACUCGCCCUGAUGCUCGGUCAGAACAACGUGAACCAAGAUGAUCAUGUGCCCAGAAAUAAAAAGGAUGAGUGGGGAACGGUAGGCAGCUAUACAGAGGAUGAUUGGAAAAGGUUGCUCAGAAGUGUAAAGAUUGAUUGGGAAAAGGUGCGCAAUGAUGCGAUCGAUCGGGGAUUGGUGGGGGAUUGGUGGGGAAUGGUGGACAGUAAUGCAAUGGAUCUUUUUUGAAUAUGUUUCAGAUGUGUGUGCCACAAACGCUUUAUUCACCGUGGCAGUGUAUCACUGAACAAAACAUUGUUAUGUUUUAAAAUUACCAUCUCAUGUUAUGGUACUGUGUAACAUU